UAGACACCAAUGCGAUAGCAGCUGGGUCUGGUCUGCUUUGUUCAUUGAUUGAACCAGAAAAAACAGCGACUGAAUUGGAAUCCUUCCUGGCCCCCCCAAAAAAACGUGACUAGCUAGCAUAUUGACGCCGAUAAAUACAGAAACAAAUGUCUUUGAAUGCUAACUGUCAAAGGUGACCGUUAGGAUCGCGUGACUAGAAUGGGGGAUAAUUUGGAGCGCGUGCUCCAUUGCGAUGACAAGGAGGAGUUGAGGCGGAAACUGGCCCUGCUACAGAGGGAGUACUCCAGGACAGUUCAGAGAUUACAGCGAGCUGAGCGUUCAGAUGCCGUGCGGAAGCAUGUGAGGAGUCGGAUCUCUGAGCAGAACCUCCAGGACCAGACAGACGCAGUCUCAGCCAGCACCUUUCCCAAMCCAGCUCUACCCUCCCUCUCCCUUGGUAGCCCUGCUAGGACAGCCCCAGACUCGACUGUGGCGGCAUCGUGUCCAGUGGAAUCUGAGAACCCCAGGCGGAGGAGUCCGUCCAUCCGCUUCCUCCUCCCCGUCGAUGACUCUUGCCCUCGGACACCUGACCUUAACCCUCACAGACGAAGCCACUCCCUCCGGCUGAGGUCACGGAGAAGCCGGUUGCGCUGGGAGCGGACGGGGAGGGUCCAGGGCGGCGAGGGGGCAGGGGGGAUGUACGACACGGAGACCAGCGAGGAUGGGCUGGAGCUGGACGCACGGACAGAUAAAGAAGAGGAUGGAGAGAAGAGAAAUAUGGAGGAAGAGAAGGAGGGCGAGAGGGAGGAGAAUGAGAGGGAAACUCCARAUAAAGAGGCACUGAAACAGAGAGAUGGAGAGGAGAGAGAAGAACAGAGGASAURUGGACAGAAGGAGRUGGAGAAGGAAGGGGUGAACCUGAGGAGAGAUGGAGAGCAUGAGAGAGAAGARGGUGRUGAUUCAGGAGCUGUGGGAGUCUCUGUUUUAGGGUCUGUUGGGUUGUGUAACACUGGGGGGGUCCUGGACUCGUGCACUCUGGUGGAAGGUCUGCCGUUCCCUGUAGAAUACUACAUCAGAACCACGAGACGCAUGGCCUCUUCACAGAGCCACAGAGACCUGCAGGCGUCAUUGCUGAACCAACUCAACAGGGGGCGCCACAGAAGGAGCGGGGCCAGAUGUCUGACACACACUCACUCUUCAACUUCACACUCCGACUCACUAAGCACAACCCUCCAAUCACCGCCAGUGCCCGACAACUGACCUCAAACUCACCGACCAAUCGCACACACGGUCGAGGAGCCAUCAGCCAAUCAGAUGCUUACCGCUGAGUCGGGGCCAAUCAGAGUGAGCGUUUACCUUCCAGAGCCUGCAGUGUUCGGCCUAUCAGAGGCCGGAGGAGGAGAGGAAGGAGGCCGAGACUGGGCCGCUCUCUUAAGUUUGGACUCGGAUCCUCCAGCACCAGGCCCAGACAACACCCAGACCCCGGCCGCUAUUAGCCCAGCCUCACAGCCUCUCCCUGGGGGUGAAAUGUCCGGAGGCGCUGGCUCUUUCUGGAGGUGUGGAGGAACAGCUUUAUCCCAUCUUCAGAGGAGCUGUGUCCUCCCCUCAUUCACACAUCAAAGCAGA
Salvelinus sp. IW2-2015 is the source of this 1605-nucleotide messenger RNA. RefSeq names its product MAP7 domain-containing protein 1-like. Gene Ontology annotation, molecular function: DNA binding. The record is from RefSeq and is a predicted model, not a curated record. Gene Ontology annotation, cellular component: nucleoplasm. Gene Ontology annotation, biological process: double-strand break repair via homologous recombination. NCBI's taxonomy places the organism in Eukaryota, Metazoa, Chordata, Actinopteri, Salmoniformes, Salmonidae.